CUUUGCAAGAGUUGACUGAAGGAGACUUGCGAUAAUAAUUGUAAACCAGAUACCAUACAAACGCUCCUGAAUUCUGAUCAAUCUCUGGGAGGGAGAAGAGCUGUUUUGAUUUCGAAAAUCCACCUCAAGACGCACCAGCAAUGGCCUCGGGACAUGCAGAUCUGAAAAAGAGAAUACUAGAACUGUUAAAGAGAGAAGAUGUGAAAACAAUUGUUCUCACUGGGGAUGCUGGAGUAGGGAAAACAUGGAUUGCCAAAAAGAUAAGUGAUUUAUGUGUUGGCAGCGAGGACUUAUCUUACAUGGCCCUUUGGGUGUUUCUGAAUGAUCAGCGAUAUGAAAGUAAGUCUCUUCAGUUGUCUCUACUUCCCACUACUGGGGAGUGGGAAGAUAAUGCUAGUAAGGAGGAGGAGCCAAAAGAGGAAAGCCUAGAAAGCUUGAAAGAGAAGGUAUGCAAGGAGCUUGAAGCAAAGAGACCUAAAACGCCUGAUGAAAAGAAGUUUCUUCUCCUAAUUCUGGAUGGUGUUCCUGACACAACGAAUGAAGAUGACAUUCUGACUGAGCUAAAAGCCGAUCUACAACUGAAUGAGGGAACUUCGUAUAAGGUUUUAAUCACUAGAAGAUCAAAAGAGCCUGUGAAGGAAGCAAGUGAGAUUGAGAGCAAGGAAAUGAAACAAGUGAUAGAGAUUCCCCCCUUGCCUGAUAAGGGUUUGACUCUGCUUGAGGAAAGAGUCACUGAAAAGGUUAAGGAGAUUGCUGGUUUUCCAAAAUGUGCAGAAGAAAUUGCCAAAAAGAGUAAGGGUUUGCCAGCUGCAAUCAACAUUAUAGCAGGAACCUUAAAUCGCAUUGGAGAGCUUGAUUCCGGGAAUCUGACAUUGAAAAGUGCUCUGGAAAAAGCAGCUACAUGUGAGGAUGGAGCUGAUGGUGUAAACCCACUAGUGCCCUCCGCGUAUGACAUGCUGCCUAGCAGUGAUAUGGGUUUGAUCAAAUGCUGGUGGUACCUGCACUUCAUUCUCAAACGUGGUGGAGUUCAUUACGAUGAGUUGAUAGUUUAUUGGAUAUUGGAAGGAUAUUUAGAUCCUGUUGAACUUGUUGAGGAGGCCUACAAAGAGGGACAUCGCCUUUUGAUGGAUCUCAUAGAUCGCCACAUGCUUAAAAUACAAGCUGGUAGCAACUUUGUCAUGGGAGGAUUGGCACUUACAGUUCCUGAUUAUCUCCGAGAUGGUUAUGAAGGUACUUCCUGUCUAGGAUUGGCUAGAGUGUUUGAGGGUGACGAUUGGCCAGGUUUCGGGAGAAUCACACAGGUGGAUGGUAUGAUAAAAACACCCUCCAAUAUGGAGGCGUCCAAUAUUAAGGAAAGAUGGAAUAAAGUUUCCACGCUGCUCAUCAAUGGAACCCGUCUCCGCAGGGAAGUUCCCGAUAAAUUCUUUGAGCCAAUGCAGGGACUCCAAGUUCUUGUGCUUUUUGAUCCUACCUUCAAAGUACUGCCCUCAACGUUGUCUAAAAUGCACGAGCUUCGUAUGCUUGUGCUCAGGGGAUGUGAUCCGCUGGAGGACAUUGAUUCCAUCAAAGGACUUGAGUCACUCACAGUUCUGGAGAUAUCUGGUGCUACCUCCUUGAGGAAGAAUAUUCCGGAUGAUUUUUUUGAGAAAAUGAGUAAACUGCGAAGCCUCAAUCUCUCUGCAGCCCAGAUCAAAUCUCUGCCUUCUUCAGUCUCCGGCCUGACUGAGCUCCGGUGGCUCAUCCUGAGGGGGUGCUCUAGCUUGGAAACACUGCCAAGACUAAAGAAACUUACAAACCUCCAGAUGCUUGAUCUCUCUCGGGCUAGCGAAUUGAAAAAAUUUGAAGACGUCACAUUGAAAUCACUUGAGAAACUACGAAUCCUUGACAUUUCCGAAACCGAGCUUGGCCGAUUGCCAAUCCUUGGCACUCUUGAAAAUCUUACUAGACUCUCAUUAAGAUGCUGUCAAUGCUUACCUAGACUGUCCAUGCUAAAGGCAUUGUCUCACCUCCAAAUUCUUGAUCUUUCGGGUGCUGAUAAGUUGAAGGAAAUCCCGGAUGAAUCCUUGCACGAAAAGCCUGACCUCAAGAUCCUUCAUCUCUCUAAAACUUCAAUCACUAAUUUACCUUUCAAUUUUGAGAAGCUCUCUAAUCUUGAGUUCCUUGAUCUUUCUUAUAACCCUUAUUUGGUGAAAAUCGAAGACAACACCUUCGGACAUCUGAAAAACCUCCGUCAUCUUAACCUCUCCUCGAACAUCAAAAUUGAAAAUCUGCCUUCACUUUCCAACCUUUGUAAACUUGAAGUUCUUAAUCUUUCUGGUUGUAGUGCUCUGACAAAAAUAGCAGAUCAAUCUUUUGAGCACAUGACUCGCCUUCACCGCCUCCAACUCUCUGAAACUCAGAUUGAAUCCCUGCCGUCCCUUUCCAAACAAUUCGACCUCCGUCAGCUCGAUUUAUCUGGUGCACAGCUUCUGAAAGAAACUGAUGCUGACUUCUUGAAGAAUAUGAACCGCCUUCAGAUUCUCAACCUAUCAGGGACGGGUCUCCCGUUACCUUCCCUCUCCAAUCUCACUAACCUCACCCAGCUUUCCCUUAGAGGUUGUUCACUCUCAGAAUCGGAGCCAAAUUUUGGAGAACAUAAAAAGCUGGAGGUUCUUGAUCUUUCGGAGACACAGAUUACUUCUCUACCCUCCCUUGGAAAUCUUACCAGUCUCCGGGAGCUUAAGUUAAGAGGGUGUUCGGGCUUAAAGGAGCUUCCAGAUCUAAACUCGCUGAUCCAUUUGGAGGUUCUUGAUUUGUGGGGGACCGGAAUCAAAGGAUUUCCCUAUGAGAUCUCAGAAUUGACAAGUUUAAAGCACGUUGGUCUGCCAGACAUGACGGGUGUUGAAAAGAUCGAGUGGGUUAGGAUAAAGCGCCUGCCGGAGGAGAUAAACUGGGCUGAGUGCGGCAUCCUCAAGCACUGUAAAAACGGGCCUUGCAUAUCUCUGAGUGCUACCCAACUUUCUGGAAUUCUCAAGGACCAUCCUGAUCAGUUAGGGAAUCUCGAAAAAUUUUACAUCUCUGUGUCCGCCCCUCUUAAGGAGGAAGGUGGUGCUAGAGAUAUCGAUUGGCACAGAAUUGACCCUUCCUUGAGAAAUAUCUACCUGCAGAAAUUUGCAGUUCCGGAAGAGGGUGGACGGUUUCUGGAAAUUGUUGGAUUCGAUAGUUUUCCUGAUGCUAUCGAGGGUGCCAUCGUAGAAGCAGAGUACAUUGCUUUGAUUCGCAACAAGUUCAUGGAAUCCUUGUCAGGCUUAGCUGCGGGUUUGAAGGCAGUGAACGAGGGCGUGACGGCAAUGAAAGGCUGCACGGUGGAGAAGUGCACCGAAAUGGAGUCCAUUUUUGGCGGAGAAGAGACAGAAGUCAAAAUGCUGAAAAAUCUAGAGACUCUGAGGGCGUCAAACCUUCCAAAGUUGAAGAGUGUCGUCUCCAUUGGGACGGAGAAAGUUGGAGGGUUUGAAAAUCUGAAAGAGUUAUAUCUGGAUUGUUGCCCAUUGCUGGAAUUUGUGUUUCCAUCAUCCCAGCAGCCAGAAAAUAUUGAAAUCCUCGAACUCAAAUUCUGUGACAAAUUGAAGACUCUGUUUGAGUCUGAACCACCGACAGAAACAGAACGUAAACUGCCGAAAUUGAAGAAACUGCAUCUCGUGGAACUGCCAGAGUUAACCAGCAUUGGAGUGCCAGAGUCGAUGAGCGUUGGGGAUAUAUUUCCAUAUAUCAACUCAAUCAAAGUUUGGGAAUGCCCGAAGAUCAACAACUUGGACGAAAUUUCUGGAUUGACACCUGAUUCUGUCAAGAAUUCCAAAGUUGAAGACUAUUGUGGUUGAACGGGCAUCUCUACAGAAUUCAGAUGCUAAGGGAGUUUGUUGAAGCUCUUUCAUGGUUAAUUUGUCAAGGAAUCCGAUUAUUCAUACUCUUGGUAUGUGUUCAAACAUUUUGAAACAUUGUAUCGGGAAUUAUACUUUUCUUGAUUGCCCCAGACUGCAAAUCUAGUGAGCAAGUGCUGAGUUCAUGGAUCAGAACUCGACCACUAAUCAAGUACCAGGUGGGACAUGUUUAUGUUUUAGAUUUGGAGACCUUUUGUCUCACUUGGUUUUAGAAUUUGUUGGAAUUGUUAUUGUGGACUUUGGAAAUUG
Corylus avellana is the source of this 4166-nucleotide messenger RNA. Its product is annotated as putative disease resistance protein At4g19050. Gene Ontology annotation, molecular function: ADP binding; protein binding. The record is from RefSeq and is a predicted model, not a curated record. Lineage: Eukaryota; Viridiplantae; Streptophyta; Magnoliopsida; Fagales; Betulaceae.